Messenger RNA from Perognathus longimembris pacificus (Pacific pocket mouse), 1740 nucleotides. RefSeq names its product spondin-2. The coding region runs from base 255 to 1253 and encodes 332 amino acids. The record is from RefSeq and is a predicted model, not a curated record. Gene Ontology annotation, cellular component: extracellular matrix. The transcript is spliced from 6 exons. Lineage: Eukaryota; Metazoa; Chordata; Mammalia; Rodentia; Heteromyidae. Gene Ontology annotation, biological process: cell adhesion.
UCAGCAGGAGCAGGUCUACUGCAGUCAGCCCUGUGGGGAGGGCAGAGAUCACAGAUCUUCAGGCUUCCCCACUGGGAGGGAAGCGCUCUGUCCCUAGUCCCAAGCUCGGUCUGCCACUCUGAGGCAGGUGGCCGGUCACUGAGCAGAGGCAGUUGGGCUACAGGAACUGACAUUACGCAUAGAAGCUCUGGACCAAGCACUGGACCAGCCACCAGCUCCAGCUCUACAGUCCACCUCCUGCCUUCUGCCUGGUGAUGGAAAACCUGAGCGCCACGGCUGCCCCAGGCAGUGCUCUCUGGGCCCUGCUCUUGGCUACCCUGGGCUCCACCGCAAGCCAGCCACUGGGGGGAGAAUCAGUCUGCACAGCCCGCCCUCUGGCCAAGUACAGCAUCACCUUCUCCGGCAAAUGGAGCCAGACAGCCUUCCCCAAACAGUAUCCCCUGUUCCGACCCCCUGCGCAAUGGUCCUCCUUGCUGGGGGCAGCUCACAGCUCUGACUACAGCAUGUGGAGGAAGAACGAGUAUGUCAGCAAUGGCCUGAGGGACUUUGCAGAGCGUGGUGAGGCCUGGGCACUCAUGAAGGAGAUUGAGGCUGCAGGAGAGAAGCUCCAGAGUGUACAUGCGGUGUUCUCAGCCCCCGCUGUCCCCACUGGUACCGGGCAGACCUCUGCAGAGCUGGAGGUGGAGCCCAGGCAUUCCCUGGUGUCCUUUGUGGUGCGCAUCAUCCCCAGCCCUGACUGGUUUGUCGGCGUUGACAGUGUAGACCUGUGUGAGGGAGGACGGUGGAAGGAGCAGGUGGCCCUGGACCUUUACCCCCAUGAUGCAGGGACUGACAGUGGCUUCACCUUCUCCUCCCCCAACUUUGCAACCAUCCCACAGGAUACGGUGACUGAGAUAACAUCCUCUUCUCCCAGUCACCCGGCAAACUCAUUCUACUAUCCACGGCUGAAGUCUCUGCCUCCAAUUGCCAGAGUGACCCUGGUGCGGCUUAGGCAGAGCCCCAGGGCCUUUGUUCCACCGGCCCUAGACCUGGCCAGCAGGGGCAAUGAGAUCGUUGACAGCCUCUCAGGUCCAGAAACACCACUGGACUGCGAGCUUUCCCUGUGGUCAUCCUGGGGACUGUGCAGAGGUCCAUGCGGGAAGCUGGGAACCAAGAGCAGAACUCGCUAUGUCCGUGUCCAGCCUGCCAACAAUGGGACCCCCUGCCCCGAGCUCGAAGAAGAGGCUGAGUGUGCCCCUGAUAACUGUGUCUAAACCCAGAUCUUUGGGCUCAGGUGUGGUCACAGAGGGCUCCCAGGAGGCCAACGACUUGGCUGGUUUUACAUUAUCCUCAGGCUAGGCUGAUGGAUGCUCCUCGCACUGAGGCCUUCUGUGGCAGGCAGGGGACGUCGGUGAACAGGCUCCUUCCACAGACAGAUUAAUUCCCGAGGCUCACAGGUCUGCCCUAAAUUAUGUCCCUUGUAAUUUAUUACUGUUCUGGGAGGCUGCCUUUGUUGCAGAGAGUGUACACACACCAGUGCAGGUCGAGAAGGCACCCAGGCCCAGGAGUUCCACACCCAUGUGGUUGUCAGAUACCUCAGACCCACUGCCCCUGCACCCACUCCCAGGAUGGCCGCCACCUCUGUGCUUCUCCCAGCAUUCAACGGGGCAACCAUGCGAGAAAUACAAGAGGGGCAGUUUUGGAAAUGGCAUUUUACUGAUCUCUCUGCAUCUGAAUAAAAGCGAUCUGUUCCUGACAAAC